Messenger RNA from Alexandromys fortis (reed vole), 12202 nucleotides. RefSeq names its product insulin like growth factor 2 receptor (gene Igf2r). The coding region runs from base 150 to 7625 and encodes 2491 amino acids. The record is from RefSeq and is a predicted model, not a curated record. Gene Ontology annotation, cellular component: plasma membrane; late endosome. Gene Ontology annotation, biological process: lysosomal transport. The transcript has 48 exons. Lineage: Eukaryota; Metazoa; Chordata; Mammalia; Rodentia; Cricetidae. Gene Ontology annotation, molecular function: signaling receptor activity; D-mannose binding; insulin-like growth factor binding.
CGCUGCACCCCCCCCCGCCCUCCCCACCCCCAGGCUCGGGCUCUCGCUCUCCGGCUCCCGUUGCAGCUUCGCCCCCGCUGUUGCGGCGCGACCGUGUCCCAGGCUCGGCCUCGAACGGGCCAGCCGCCGGGAGCCCCACGCCACGCGCGAUGCGGGCCGUUCAGCCGGGACCUGUGCCCUCCGGGCCGCGCGUCGCGCUCCUGCCUCCGCUGCUGCCUCCGCCACCGCUCCUGCUGCUGCUGCUGCUGCUCGUGGCGGCCCCGGGCUCCGCGCAGGCCCAGGCCGCGGACUUGGCCGCUCUGUGCAGCUACACUUGGGAAGCUGUUGAUUCCAAAAACAACGCAGUUUAUAAGAUAAACGUCUGUGGAAAUGUGGAUCUUCCAGAGUGUGGGCCGACAAGUGCUGUUUGUAUGUGUGACUUAAAGACAAAAACCUUUCGAUCAGUGGGCGAUACUCAUUUGAGAAGUUCAUCCAGAUCCCUCCUGGAAUUCAACACCACCACGGACUGCCACCCUUCAGAUUCCCAGCACAGAACGCAGAGCAGCAUUACGUUUCUGUGUGGGAAGACCCUGGGAACUCCUGAGUUUGUGACUUCCACAGACUGCGUGCAUUACUUUGAAUGGAGGACUACUGCAGCCUGCAAGAAGGACAUAUUUAAAGCUGAUAAGGAGGUGCCAUGCUAUGCAUUUGAUGAGAAGUUAAAGAAGCAUGAUUUAAACCCACUGAUCAAGUUGAGUGGUGGCUACCUGGUAGACGAUUCUGAUCCUGACACAUCUCUGUUCAUCAACGUGUGUCGAGACAUAGACUCCCUUCGGGAUCCAAGCUCACAGCUGAGAGCCUGUCCUGCUGGCACUGCCGCCUGUCUGCUGAAGGGAGACCAGGCGUUUGAUGUUGGCCGGCCGAAGGAGGGACUGAAGCUGGUGAGCAAGGACAGGCUUGUUCUGACUUAUGUGAAGGAAGAGGGUGAAAAGCCAGACUUCUGUAAUGGUCACAGCCCUGCAGUGACGAUAACAUUUGUGUGCCCAUCUGAGCGAAGAGAGGGCACCAUUCCCAAACUCACGGCCAAGUCCAACUGUCGCUAUGAGGUUGAGUGGAUCACCGAAUAUGCCUGCCACAGAGAUUACUUGGAGAGUGAAACGUGCUCCCUAAGCAGUGAGCAGCAUGACAUCACCAUUGACCUCAGUCCCUUGGCCCAGCAUGACGGGCCCUCCUAUGUUUCUGAUGGAAGAGAGUAUACAUUUUAUAUAAAUGUCUGUGGGACAAAGGGCCGAACCUGUAAUAACAAAGAGGCUGCUGUUUGUCAAGAGAAGAAGGCGGAUUUAACCCAAGUCAAAAUAGCAGGAAGACACCAGAACCAGACCCUCCGGUACUCAGAUGGAGACCUCACCUUGAUCUAUUCUGGAGGUGAUGAGUGCAGCUCUGGCUUCCAGCGAAUGAGCGUCAUCAACUUUGAGUGCAACAAAACCGCAGGUAAAGAUGGAAGAGGAGAGCCUGUGUUCACAGGUGAGGUGGACUGCACCUACUUCUUCACGUGGGACACGAAGUAUGCCUGUGUCAAAGAGAAGGAAGAUCUCCUCUGCGGGGCUACCGAUGGCAAGAACCGUUAUGACCUGUCUGUGUUGGCUCGCCACUCAGAAUCGGAGAAGAACUGGGAAGCAGUGGAUGGUGGCCAGGCUGAAUCAGAGAAGAAGUAUUUCUUCAUCAAUGUCUGUCACCGAGUGCUGCCGGAGGGCCAGGCCAGGAACUGUCCUGAAGAUGCUGCUGUGUGUGCUGUGGAUAAGAAUGGAAGUAAGAACCUCGGAAAAUUUGUUUCUUCUCCUACAAAAGAGAAAGGACACAUGCAGCUCUCUUACUCUGAUGGUGACGACUGUGGUAAUGCUAAGAAGAUAACAACUAACAUCACACUCGUGUGCAAACCAGGUGAUCUAGAAAGUGCUCCAGUGUUGAGAACUACAGGACCUGAUGGUUGCUUCUAUGAAUUUGAGUGGCACACAGCUGCUGCCUGUGUGUUGUCGAAGACAGAAGGAGAGAACUGCACGGUCUUUGAUGCCCAGGCAGGGUUCUCUUUUGAUUUGUCUCCUCUCACAAAGAAGAAUGGUGCUUAUAAAGUUGAGACAGAGAAGUAUGAUUUCUACAUAAAUGUUUGUGGCCCUGUAUCCAUGGACCCUUGCCAGCCAAACUCAGGGGCCUGCCAGGUAGCAAAAAGUGAUAAGAAGUCUUGGAACCUGGGGCUGAGCAAUACUAUCCUUUCUUACUAUGAUGGGAUGAUCCAGCUGAGCUACAGGGAUGGCACGCCUUAUAACAAUGAAAAGCACACACCGAGAGCCACACUGAUCACCUUUCUUUGUGACCGAGACGCUGGAGUGGGCUUCCCAGAAUAUCAGGAAGAGGACAACUCUACCUACAACUUCCGGUGGUACACCAGUUAUGCCUGCCCAGAAGAGCCCCUGGAGUGCAUGGUGACAGACCCCUCCAUGAUGGAACAGUAUGACCUCUCUAGUCUAGUGAAGUCUGAAGGUGGCCGUGGAGGAAACUGGUACGCCAUGGAAAACUCCCGGGAACAUGUCACACGGAGGAAAUACUACCUCAACGUGUGCCGGCCUCUGAAUCCUGUGCCUGGCUGUGAUCGAUAUGCUUCUGCUUGCCAGAUGAGAUAUGAAAACAAGGAGGGCUCCUUGGCUGAGACUGUAUCCAUCAGUAACUUGGGAGUUGCAAAGACAGGCCCUGUGGUGGAGGAGAGUGGCAGCCUCCUCUUAGAAUAUGUGAACGGCUCUGCUUGCACCACCAGUGAUGGCCGACUAACCACCUACAGCACCAGGAUCCAUCUCGUCUGUGGUCGGGGACGCCUGAACACCCACCCCAUCUUCACUCACAACUGGGAAUGUGUGGUCAGUUUCCUGUGGAACACAGAGGCUGCCUGCCCUAUCCAGACGAUCACAGACACAGACCAGGCUUGCUCUAUAAGGGACCCCAACAGUGGAUUUGUGUUUAAUCUUAGCCCACUGAACAGCUCUCAAGGAUACGUGGUCUCUGGCAUUGGAAAGACUUUUUUGUUCAAUAUCUGUGGUACAAUGCCUGUCUGUGUAACGGACAAAGAAAAGCUAGCCUUUGGCUGUGAGGCAGGAACCCAGACAGAAUUGGAGAACCUGAAACCAGAAAGGCCAGUGGGAAUGGAAAAGAGCCUCCAGUUGUCUACUGAGGGAUUCCUCACUCUGACCUACAAAGGGUCGUCUUCUUCCUCAGACAAAGGCACAGCAUUCAUCAUCCGUUUCAUUUGCAACGAUGACAUUUACCCGGGAACCGCCAAGUUUCUGCAUCAGGACAUCGACUCUACACGAGGGAUCCGGAACACUUUCUUUGAGUUUGAAACUGCAUUGGCUUGUGUUCCUUCUCGAGUAGAUUGCCAAGUGACUGACCCAGCUGGGAAUGAGUAUGACCUGAGUGCCCUGAGCAUGGCCAGGCAGCCGUGGACUGCCGUGGACACCUCGGUGGACGGAAAGAAGAGGAUCUUCUACCUGAGUGUCUGCAGUCCCCUCCCGUACAUCCCCAGAUGUCACGGCACUGCAGUGGGGUCCUGCUUGGUGUCAGAAGACCGAGGUCUGAACUUGGGUGUGGUGCAGAUCAGUCCCCAGGCUGACACCAAUGGGUCCCUCAGCAUCCUGUACGUCAAUGGCGACAAGUGUGGAAGCCAGCGCUACUCCACCAGGAUAAUCUUCGAGUGUGGGCAGACGUCGGGCUCACCCAUAUUCCAGUUCCUGAAAGACUGUGAGUAUGUGUUUUUGUGGAGAACAGUGGAGGCUUGUCCUGUGGUCAGAGAGGAAGGAGACAACUGCCAGGUGAAAGACCCCAGGCAUGGCAAUUUGUAUGACCUGAAGCCCCUGUCCUUCAAUGACACCAUCAUCACUGCUGGCGAGUACACCUACUACUUCCGGGUCUGUGGGAAGCUGUCCUCCAAUGUCUGUUCUGGCCAUGAUGGAUCCAAGGUAGUCUCUUCAUGCCAGGAAAAGAAAGGACCGCAGGGAUUUCAGAAAGUGUCAGGGCUCCUUACUCAGAAGCUGACUUACGAAAAUGGACUGUUGAAAAUUAACUACACCGGGGGCGACACCUGCCACAAGGUGUACCAGCGCUCCACCACCAUCUAUUUCUACUGCGACCGGACUACUCAGAAGCCAGUGUUUCUGAGGGAGACUUCAGACUGCUCCUAUUUGUUUGAGUGGCGAACACAGCACGCCUGCCCACCCUACAGUGUGACAGAGUGUUCCACCCAGGAUGGGGCUGGAAACUCCAUUGACCUCUCCUCACUGACGAGAUACAGUGACAACUGGGAGGCUGUGACCAGGACAGGAGCCCCUGAGCACUACCUCAUCAAUGUGUGCAAGUCUCUGUCUCCACAGGCUGGCAAUGAGCCGUGCCCUCCAGAGGCAGCCGUGUGUUUGCUGAAUGGCUCCAAGCCUGUGAACCUUGGCAAGGUGAGAGAUGGUCCUCAGUGGACAGGUGGUGUGACUGUCCUGAAGUAUGUGGAUGGUGACUUGUGUCCAGACAAGAUUCAGAAAAGGUCAACCAUUAUUCGCUUCACCUGCAGUGACAGCCAAGUGAGCUCCAGGCCUCUGUUCAUCAGUGCUAUACAGGACUGUGAGUAUACCUUCUCCUGGCCCACGCCUGCUGCAUGUCCUGUGAAGAGCAACAUACAUGAUGACUGCCAAGUCACCAACCCCAGCACAGGCCAUCUGUUUGACCUGCGUUCCUUAAGUGGCAAAGCUGGUACCACGGCCUCCUACAGUGAGAAAGGGCUGGUCUAUAUGAGCAUCUGUGGAGAGAACGAAAACUGUGGCCCUGGUGUGGGGGCCUGCUUUGGACAGACCAAAAUCAGUGUGGGUAAGGCCAGCAAGAGACUGAGCUACGUGGAUCAAGUCUUGCAGCUGGUGUAUGAGGAAGGGUCCCUGUGUCCCUCCAAAUCAGGCCUGAGGUACAAGAGUGUCAUCAGCUUUGUGUGCCGGCCUGAGGCUGGACCUGCCAACAGGCCCAUGCUCAUCUCUUUGGACAAGCAAACGUGUACACUCUUCUUCUCCUGGCACACACCCCUGGCCUGUGAGCAAGUGACAGAAUGCACUGUGCGGAAUGGAAGCUCAAUUAUUGACUUGUCCCCUCUCAUUCAUCGCACUGGUGGCUAUGAAGCAUAUGAUGAAAGUGAGGAUGGUACCUCUGAUACCACCCCUGACUUCUACAUCAACAUCUGCCAGCCUCUGAAUCCCAUGCACGGAGUGCCCUGCCCUGCAGGGGCUGCAGUGUGCAAAGUCCCUGUGAACGGGCCCCCUAUAGACAUUGGCCGAGUCACAGGUCCUCCAAUAUUCAAUCCUGUGGCGAACGAAGUUUAUUUGAACUUUGAAAGCAGUACUCCUUGCUUAGCGGACAAGUAUAUGAACUACACCUCGCUCAUCGCGUUUCACUGCAAGAGAGGGGUCAGCAUGGGAACUCCUAAGCUGAUAAGGACCAAUGACUGUGACUUUGUGUUUGAGUGGGAAACUCCGAUCGUCUGUCCCGAUGAAGUGAAGACACAGGGCUGUGCUGUGACGGACGAGCAGCUUCUCUACAGCUUCAACCUGACCAGCCUCUCCACAAGCACUUUCAAGGUCACUCGCGACUCUCACACAUACAGUAUAGGGGUGUGCACUGCAGCAGAUGGCCUGGACCAGGGAGGCUGCAAGGACAGCGGCGUCUGUCUGCUUUCUGGGAGCAAAGGGGCAUCUUUUGGUCGCCUAACAUCAAUGCAGCUGGAUUACCGGCACCAGGACGAAGCAGUCAUUCUGAGUUAUGUGAAUGGUGACCCUUGCCCUCUAGAAACGGAAGAUGGCGACCCCUGCGUCUUCCCCUUCAUCUAUGAAAGGAAGACCUAUGAGGCCUGUGCUUUGGAGGGACGGUCAAAGCUGUGGUGUAGCAAAACUGCAAAUUAUGAUCGUGACCAUGAAUGGGGCUUCUGCAGACAGACCAACAGAUACCGGAUGUCUGCCAUCAUAUUUACAUGUGAUGAAAAUGAAGAUAUUGGGAGGCCAGAAGUCUUGAGUGAAGAUCGUGGGUGUGAGGUGACAUUUGAGUGGAAAACAAAAGUUGUCUGCCCUCCGAAGAAGAUGGAGUGCAAGUUCGUUCAGAAGCACAAAACCUACGACUUGCGGUUGCUCUCUUCCCUCACAGGAUCCUGGGACUUUGUCCAUGAAGGAACCUCGUACUUUAUCAAUCUGUGUCAAAGAGUAUAUAAAGGGCCCCUGGACUGUUCUGAAAGGGCCAGCGUUUGCAAGAAGAGUCUAUCUGGUCAAGUCCAGGUUCUGGGGCUUGUUCAUACACAAAAGCUGGAUGUCAUAGGUGACAAGGUCGUUGUCACUUACUCAAAAGGCUAUCCUUGCGGUGGGAAUAAGACGGCAUCGUCUGUAAUUGAGUUGACCUGUGCGAAGACUGUGGGCAGGCCGACAUUCAAGAGGUUUGAUAGUGACACCUGCACCUACUACUUUGGCUGGGACUCGAGGGCGGCCUGCGCUGUGAGGCCUCAGGAAGUGAGCAUGGUGAAUGGGACCCUCAUCAACCCUGUGACCGGCAAGAGCUUCAGCCUCGGCGACAUCUACUUUAAGCUGUUCAGCGCCUCUGGGGACAUGAGAACCAACGGGGACAACUACCUGUAUGAGAUCCAGCUCUCCUCCAUCACCAGCUCCACUAACCCUGCCUGCUCUGGUGCCAACAUCUGCCAGGUGAAGCCCAAUGACCAGCACUUCAGCAGGAAAGUGGGCACCUCCGACAGGACCAAGUACUACAUCCAAGAUGGCGAUCUGGAUGUGGUGUUUGCCUCGUCCUCCAAGUGUGGGAAAGAUAAGACCAAGUCUGUCUCCUCCACCAUCUUCUUCCACUGUGACCCUCUGGUGAAGGAUGGGAUCCCAGAGUUCAGCCACGAGACUGCUGACUGCCAGUACCUGUUCUCCUGGUAUACUGCGGCUGUCUGUCCUCUGGGUAUGGCCUUGGAUGGUGACAAUGCAGGACCAGAGUACAAGGGACUCUCAGAGCGGAGUCAGGCCGUCGGGGCCAUUCUCAGCCUUCUCCUGGUGGCGCUAACUGGCUGUUUGCUGGCCUUGUUGCUUUAUAAGAAGGAGAGAAGGGAAGCUGUGGUCAACAAGCUAACCAACUGCUGCAGAAGAAGCUCGGGUGUGUCCUACAAGUACUCGAAGGUCAACAAGGAAGAGGAGACAGAUGAGAAUGAAACAGAAUGGCUGAUGGAAGAGGUCCAGCCGCCAACCCCAAGACCAGGCAAAGAGGGGCAGGAGAACGGCCACAUCACCACCAAGGCCGUGAAAGCAGAUGCUCUCACUUCACUGCACGGGGAUGACCAGGACAGUGAGGACGAAGUCCUGACCAUUCCAGAGGUGAAAGUUCACUCGGGCAGAGGAGCCGAGGUAGAAAGGUCACAGCCCAUGAGAAACCCACAGUGCAAGGUCCUUAGGGAAAGGGAGGACGAUAGGGUAGGGCUGGUCCGAGGAGAGAAGGCCAGAAAAGGGAAGUCCAGACCUGGACAGCACAAGUCACCCACCUCUGCCACGCUGGUGUCCUUCCAUGACGACAGCGACGAAGACCUCUUGCAUAUCUGACUCCGCGGUGCCUACAGGAGAACGUGGAGCCAUGGGACAGCCAAGCACCUCCAACCAAAUAAGACUUCAACUCGAUGAUGCUUCUAUCAUUUUGCCUUUAACAAAAACUGCUUCAAAGGGAAGAGUUUUUGUGACGGGGGAGAGGGUGAAGGAGGUGGCACCCCUCCUUCAUGGUCGUUUACAGUCAUGGAACAAGUGUUGCUUGAAUUGGCCAAAGGGCGGUACUUCGUGCCAGGGUUUUGCCCCAAGUCCUCACUUCCAAGCAUAGCUGCAGUGUGCUUCCUUCCAACAGGUGCCAAGGCCACAUGCAUCUCAGCACAGAGGGCUGUGUUUGAAAAAACCCUUGCUGCUUUAGACCCUCUAGGGUGUUUGACCAUUUAUAUUUUUAGCAAUGUAAUUCUCUCCCCCUAUUUAUUGACUCCGACAAUUACUACUCAGGUUUGCGAAAAACAAAACAAAAAGAAAAAAGCCAGUUUCUUCUGCCAGCAAGGGUGUGAUGAGGAGAAGCUGGCAGUGUGCUGGGGCCGUCGCGUGGCUCCUGGACUGUCCUGGAUACACACGCUAGUGAGCUGCAGUAUUCCUCUUCGCUUUCCAUGUUGUAGGCACGCACGUCCACAGGUCCCUGAGUGCCCAGGCUGGGAAGGCCUGCCUGCUCCAUGCCUCGCAUUGUACCUGCAGCUCUUUGCACGCAUCCUCCUGGGUGCUGCCUUCCCAGCAGCUCACCCAGAGAAGGACUUUUGUACACGUGACUGGAGUUGAGGCAACACGGAGAGUAGCUGCACUUCCAGUUUGGGUUGUAGGUCUCUUCAGGUUCUCAUGAUACCACCUUUACUGUGCUUUUUUUUUUUUUAAAGGGGAAAAAGUGUUUAUCAUCCAUUUGACCUAUAAGAAGCCUUAAUUUGCACAGGGUGACUUACAGACAUCGUGUGGAACACGGUGGGCCAGUGUUAUGUGUGGACCUGUGCCCGGGCAGGGUCCCAGGAUUGAAAGGCAGGCCCGGUGUUCUUCCACUGGCUGUGGACUUUUCUUGACGUGUUCAGUGACUUCUCACAUUGUAGGACUGUGCAUAGGUGGUAUCUACACACCGAAAAGCGAACCGCCCUGCAGAUUUCUUGGUUUAUGCCAAUUUGGCUGGCUUAUUUGAUUUCAACAUGAGUGUAUUUUUAAAAAUUGAUUUUUCUGUUCAUUUUUUUCAAUCAACUUUACUGUAAUAUAAAGUAUUCGAUUUCAAUAAAAAAUAAAUUAUUAAUUAGGUGUAAAUGACACCCCCCCCCCUUGAUUAUGGCCACUUGCUGAGCUAGUGGUCAUUCUGAUUGCCUGGUUUUUCUUUCUGUCUAAAUUUUAAAAGGCAUUUGCUUUUGGGUUGCCUUUUCCUGAAGCUGGCCCACUUGUGUGCUAAGUCAGCUUUACCUGGGUCUGAAGGCUCCAUUCUUGCACAUAAGUCUCUGUAUUUCCAUCUACCAAAGCAAAGCUGCCAUUCCUCUCCAGUGACCAGUAAAGCCUCUUUGUGUGCGGCCCAGGCUAGGCCCGAGUAAAUUCAUGCAUCUUUAUCUUAACUGAGAGUUGACCCCAGUCGUCCCGAUAGUCAUCGAUGUGCUGUCUGAAGUGUCUGUUGACCAGUUGAAGAUACCAGACAUAAUCCAUGUGUUUUAAAUAGAACAUUUGUGACGGGAAGAGAUCUUGUGUGUCCCACUCGAGUGUCCAGGGUAUGAAUCGUCUGUGUCCAGUGUGUGUGUCCUCUGUACCACUCGUGACUCAUCAGACCAGCCCUUCGAUGCCAUGGUACGUAUAUGCCGACUGCUCUGACACCCCUUCUAAGACGUAGCCUGCCUCGUGGAGCCUAGAACUUGCUCUGUAGCCACAGAUGAUCUUGAACUUUGGAUUCUUUGGGCUCUGCCUCCACCUGACUGCUGGGAUUAUAGAUGUGUGUUUCCAUGCCCACUUCUUGUGGUAUUAGGGACCAACCCAGGGCUUUGUGAUAUGGGACAAGAUCUGCCUACUCCUGAGCUGUAUUUCUAGCCCAUUGCCCAGGUAGUCUGUCCGGGGGGUGGGGGAUCUUAUAGCCGUUCUCCCUUCCUCUCCAUACACAGGGGCCUUUGCAGAGGCCCAUUGCCCCUUGGUAAGCUCAGUAGCAGAGAAGGGUAUUGGCUUUGCUGGCUCCUGUCUUGUGGGCUUAGCUCUGGCCCUCAUCAGGGAAGAGGAUGUGCCAAGAGGUGUGGAUGCUUUUGCCCUGCCUCCUCCUCCCUCCAGCCUCAGAGAAUAUAGCUCAGUGAUCCUCGCCUGCUCUUGGUACAGAAUCUUUUGGCAAAACCUGCCUAAGAGCAAGUAGGAGGAAGUUGCAUCUUCAGAAAAAAUCUUAUUGAACAGAAUGCUGCCUUCGUAUUUUAUUUUGCUUUUGUCACGGUUUUCUGUGCCUCUGUUUGAGUGUUGAAUGCUGAUGGAAUGAAUGGGGAGUUAAGGACGAUGCAGGCAAAGCCUCGCUGAGCUUCCUGGAGAAGCGGGAAUGGGUUAUCAGAGACACUGCAAAGCACUUGAGGCCCCAGUGUCAGCCACUACUCAGCAUUAUACAGCCAAGCCCUUGGGAAGGGCUGCAGUCACCCUGUUAGAAUACCUGUGGAUGAUGGUUCAGAGUCAAGGGCCCAUUGGUCCCUUCUGUCCCUCCUCCCCCUUCUCCCCCUCCAGCAUCAUGGCCCUUAGACUGGGGACUAUGGUAUAGAGGACACUGACUUUCUAGAAUCCCUAUUUCAGCCUCUGAGGAGCCCAUGCCCAGCUGUGUGCUUCUCUGGUCAGGACCCUCUGCUGAGCUCUCACCCUAAGCUUGGGCUUCCUGUAGGUUCUGGCUGUAGUUAUUCUAGAACUACCGCAUAGUCACAUGGCUCGAGGGAGCAGGAAGGUGUUCCCAAUGCUCAUAUUGAUUUGUAUAGAUAGAAUGGAGGAGCUACCUUUGCUCACAGCCCUGGGAGGGUCAAGCAGUUUCCGGGGCAGUCUCAGAAAAAUGUGGAGAGAAAUGACAGGGCACAGGGAGACCAACUGCUCUCACCCUGGGGCUCACUGGGUAGGCUUGAAGCCCAUUUGCCAUUCCUGCUGAGUCAUUGCUGACUUUUCCUAGCGUAUCCCCCAAAGCCUACCGCUAGUCCUUUCGGCAGGACUAGGUCAUUCCCAUUUUACUAGGAAGGUCAGCUGGAUUUCCUUGGUCACAUCUAGAAUAAUCUAGGAAGUCAGUACUUCAUAGGACCUAGGCUUAUCCUCCAGCCUGGCUUCUCCCUUUCCUGGGGAACCCAGCCUCAGUUCUUGCUCCUGUAUCUAUGUCACCCCCUGUCCCUUCCUUGGCUCCAGGAGGUACCCGUACCUGGAGUCCACUGAGGCAGAAAGCACCACGUGGAAUUUAUGUCUAGUUGGACAUUGGGUGAGUUAAGCUGAUGCAUAGACUGUUUUGGAAAAUGUGCCACUGGUGUCUGGUGAAUUGAUUUAUUGAGACAUGACUCAGGGCAGAUGACCUGUGAUCUUAGUUUGUUUGCAUAUGACACAACACUGGAGACUAGUAAUUUCUAAAGGAAACAAUUGGACUCACACUAGAGGCAGGAAAGUUCAAAAAGAUCGAGCUGGCGUGUCCCCACGCUGCUCGUUUGUGCCAGAAAGAAGAGUCAGUGGGUGCCACGUCCACAGCAGUGACUGCCGUGUAGUGACAAAAUGCCUCUGCGCUGGCUUUUGCCUGCUGAAGGAUUGGGGUUAGAGCUUCUUGGAGCGAAGCCCCAGGUGGUCCCCCUGGCAAUCAGCAGUCCAGAGAGGACCUGAUGCCCUAGGCAAAUCUCGUAUCUGGAGAUGGCCCUGAGAGCGAGCCCUCCUAACACCUUGCCUGAUCUUUCUCUGUAUUUCUUAACUUUCUUGUUUAUAGCUGACCGCUUACCAAGAGAUCAAAGUACGUCCUUGGCUCGGCUCCACUGUUCAAUAAAGCAGUCCUUGAGGAACUGAAGUAUGCCCCACGCCACAUGAGCCUGGGAAACUUUAUUAUUUAUGAAACAGAAGCGGCUAAGGUUAAUAUGUUACGAGGGAAUCAUCAAGGUGAAUCAGAUUUAGAGAAGAAAAGGAGAGUUAGAGAAAAUUCCCCUUUAUGAAAAGAUUAGCUAGAUCUCAGAAACCCUGGAGUCUUUAUAAUAAGAAGGAAAGAAAGGAAAUUAUUGAUAACAUGAGACUAGUUUUAAUAUAUUGGUAUAAGAACUAUCAUGAGAAAAUGAGAAAACUAUUAGGAGAUAUGGAACAAAGAAUAAAAACUAUAUAGAUGGAAAGCUAAACACAGGACCCUGAGAACUAGUCACCCACGGUAGAAAGUAAAUAAUGGUGUGAGACAGAAUUCUAAAAGACAAAACAAAACUAAAAGUCCUUGCCAACAUCUUGAGCACGGAAGGGGGAACACGUAGAAAGGAGCACGUAGAAGAAGCUCUAUUUUGGUUAUGCUUAAUCUUGAUUUAUGUCUGGAACCCUGAGUGGGGUGAUGUAAUGCACCUGCCAAGUUCUUUGAUCUGUUUUGUACAAAAACUGAAGCUUUGCAGAAGUAAAGUUGCAGCAGAUUUUCACUA